AAACUAAGAGAUGAAAUUUAAAAAUACUACUGUCAGCUUCUCACAGAGCCAAUUCUCCAGAAUUCCAAGUCCCACUGAAGCGGUGUGAGCCCUCUGCACAGCUGGGAAAUGUUCUGAUGAACACAGAAUUUGCCCUCUACCUCAGAGCGCACGGGCGCCGCGGGCCCGCCCCAUGGAGACGCCGCCACCGAGCGCGCAGGACCGCCGGCCGGCCCCGUCAGCCGCCCGCCCGCCGCCUCGCUCCCUCCCGCGGAGGACCGCCGGCCCGAGGUGGCGCCGGAGCUCUGGCUGAGGGGCGGCGGCGGCGGAGGCUGAGGGGACUGACAAAGCCGCUGGGCCGCCGCGCCGCUACUUAUAACGCCGCGCGUGUCGUCAUGGAGACACACCAGCUCAAACCAGCCGCGAUCGGUUCCGUCCGGGCGUCCUCAGAGGGAGGGGGCGGAGCGCGGCGGCGGCCAACCCGGGGGCGGCGGGGCGGGGGGCGCGGGCAGUUAAACGUCAGCGCCUUCGAGCACCGCCCGGCCCGCCCCCCGGCUCGGCCCCGCCCAGCCCUGCGGCAGCCCUGCGCACGCGCACGGCGCCCCAGGCCCGGCCCCACGGGCGCUCCUCCGGGGCCGGGUGCCCGCGGCUCGCCCGCCUCUUAGCCUGAGGCUAGGAGU
Manis pentadactyla (Chinese pangolin) is the source of this 659-nucleotide messenger RNA. RefSeq names its product serine/arginine repetitive matrix protein 3-like. The record is from RefSeq and is a predicted model, not a curated record. The coding region runs from base 117 to 644 and encodes 175 amino acids. The transcript has 2 exons. NCBI's taxonomy places the organism in Eukaryota, Metazoa, Chordata, Mammalia, Pholidota, Manidae.